GGACCUGGCACCCAGACCACUUCAUUAAGCUGAAGUGGUCUGGGUGCCUAGAGUGGUCCUUUAAUUUAAUGCAGGGACUAGCAACAGGUAACCAGGGAUCUGGUGUCAUUAACACUUUCACUUCCAUACUCUCCCCACUGUCUCAUCUGGGCCAAUAGCCCACGUUCGUGACACUGCCACACUGCAAAAAUUUUCACAAACAGUUUGACGAACAAGACAAAAAAGUGUUGCAUUCGCCUUCAAAUUCCCUAGAUUUCCAUCUGACUGAGCAUCUGCGGGAUGUGCUGGAACAACAAAUCUGAUCCAUAGAAGUCCCACCUUGCAACUUGCAGCACUUAAAGGAUUUUGGUGCCAGAUACCACAGGACAUGUUUGGAGGUCUUGUCGAGUCCAUGCCUCGCUACAUCAGAGGCAGCAUAAAAUGAUAUUAAAUGGUUUUAAUAUUGUGGCUGAUCAGUAUAUGUAUUCUUCAGUCUAUAAGACCACUAUGUUUCUAAGUAUAUUAUAUAGCUAUUAUUUCAUUUAAUAUAUGCUGCCUCUUUCUCAGAGUGAAUGGAGUCCCAGCUUGUGCCAACAAGAUGCUGCUGACAGAUAUCCUACGUAAUGAGUGGGGAUUUGAAGGUUAUGUGGUAAGCGAUGAGGGUGCCAUUGAAUUUAUUAUGCUGAUGCACAACUAUACAAAGAACAUGUUGGAAACUGCAGUCGGUGAGUCAGAGUUUUGUCUGUGAAGUAAAAGCAUGCCAUAAGUGUUCAGCUACAGCUUCUCUAUUUUCUAAUUGUUCAUUAAGAGAACACACCAUGCAGAAAACAAACAAACAAAAAAUAACACAUUUCCACCAUUUGAUGGAAAAUUGUCUGGAUCUGCAGAUUAGUUACCUCAGGUUCAAAAACACGUUUAGUUGUCUCUCAUGGAUUAUAUAAAAAUACAGAGGAAGGUGCCCAGGGUGUCCUUGAAGUAUAUAUAAUAAAAACCAGGGGGGAAAAAGGAACAUUGAUGGUAAAGUACCUAACAGUUCCAAUAAAUAAUAGAAAGUAAGCACACACACUUUUUAGGAGCUAAGAUGUAGCUCCAACUUGAGUGCCUGGGUGGAAUGAUCCCCACCCAUGGAUAUGGUGGAGUGUAGACUCUUACAGUAGAUUCUUGUAGUGGUGGUGACUCCCGUAGAUGUGUGGAAAAAAUGAAAAUAUAUAGUGCAGUAUAUCAAAUAAAAACGUGUGAAUAAAACUGUUAACAGUUAUGCACUCACAUGUCCCAGAGCCUGGAAAGCGGCUCCGCAGAUUAAGCGUGAAGUGGUAUAAUCCCCACUCUUGGAUAUCGGUGGUUGGUGUAUUCUCUCCUAUGAUAUAAGUAGGAGUGAAAGGAAACCAAAAUAGUGUACACCGUAUGGAGUGCAAAUUAAAAUAAUUUUAAAAUCUACUCACAUUUAGUACAGCAAAUAACGAUAUAGGUGGAUUAUCCCCACCAAGGACGUAGGUGUUAAUGAUUUCAGCAGCAAGCAGGUCCAACAAAAAAAUACUUUUUAUUGAUAAAAAAUAAAAUAUAAAAACAAUAAAGUAAAUUAGCUAUAUAAAACAAUUUCAAAAUUAUAUGUUUGAAAUGUUGGAAUAUGUAACUGCUUUUUAACUUUAGAUUCUUCUCUGCCUGUGGGACAUGUGGGACAACUUUCACGAGUUGUUGAUAUUUAGUAGAAUGCAUUCUUCCUUUUACCUUCCAUGAACACCUACAAAACAUUACUUUAAAGCAUCAUAGAUCCAUCCCCAUGCCUAACAAUUGGCAGUGCCAAUUUGAAGAAUUAGGCAGAGUUAACAUAUGUCCACCACAGAUGUUGAGGUAAUGUUGUUUCACUUAGAAAAUCAACAAAAUAUGUUAUUAGGUCAGGCAGGUGAAACUUUUGCAUACACGUGUGUAUUGUACUGAGGAAUCUCAUGCCUAUUACACUGAUUUCAAAACAUUUCACGUUUCAAUACAAUUUCUUGCAAUGUUGCUAUUUGUUAACCUUGUGUUAUAUAGAGUCGAUACUAUUAACCACUAAAAGAAAAAAACUUUAACGGUAUUACCCACUUCUACCUCUAAGCCAAACUGACUUCAAAAUCAAAUGGAUGUCAGAGAACUGUAGUUGGACAUAUAACUUUGUGGAGACAUUUAAAAGUGACAGUCAUACAGAGUAGAUAAAACGAAAGAUAGCGGUAUACAGUUGAAUAUCUAUCUUUUGUUUUUUAUAUUUUGUCUAUACAAGAUCACUGUACUGGGAACUGAUCGUGGAAAGCUGUUUAUAAAUGCUAUGUUGAUUUGAUUUUUUUACCUCUAACUUUUGUAUUCGGGUCUUACUGCACAAUUGAACUAAGGCUUACAGAGUGAGAGGGACUACCUAACUCUCUCUCUCUCUCUCUCUCUCUCUCUCUCUCUGUCUCUCUCUCUCUCUGUCUCUGUCUCUGUCUCUGUCUCUCUCUCUCUCUCUCUCUCUCUCUCUCUCUCUCUGUCUCACUCUCCGUUUCUCUCUCUCAAUCUACCCUUCUCUGCAAGGCACAAACAGUUCCUAUAAGGUCUUGUAAGUGAUAUUAGAGUAGGAGCAUUAAAAUAGUGUCAGUGGCUGUAAAGUAAUAAAGCAAAUGACCACAUUCCAUAUUUUUAUAUGAUUUACAACUGCAAAGCUGUGAUAUAGUAAAAACAACAAUGGGAAAAAAUACAGAUACAGUUUGAUGUGUUCUUUACCAAUGGCAUGAUACAUUAUUGUAAUAUGAUGGACUUGCAUAACGCUGGCAGGGUUAAUAUAGUAUAUGUCCACAUGUAAACAGGUUAAAUCUUGGUCAGAUCUAGUUUGUAUGGCAGGUGUCCUACUUUGUUUUGUUUUUUUAUAGUUUAUGUAACAAGGAAGAGGAUUGGUACCUGUUAAAAAGACCCUUAAUCAAUAAGGAAGUGCAUUGAAAAGCAGGAGAAGGGAAGACCCUUACCAAUAUUCUUUCAAAAUGCUGAUCUUAGAGGUGGUAUUAAUGGGUGGUCUUUCAGUCAGUGUGUCUUUGUGUGAGAAUGCCCAUCUAUAUUUCUGCUUAUUGGUUUGUCAGGUAGUGUGAUUAUGUUAGUAUAAAUUACACAAUCUCUGGGUCCAUAGUCCAAAACAUGUGAAUAACCCCAAGAUCCGAUAAUACAGUGUUCACUGUUAUGGAACCUCUAAAAUAAAUAAUCUGUUAAAGUAGCUUUUAGAUUUUAGUUACCAGUGAAGAAAUGCCAUGAUUUGGGCCAAGUUAUCAGCCAUAGGUUUUUGUUUUUUUCAGGUGGAAGAGUAACAUUCUCUCCACAAAACUAAGCAUGAUUCCCAUUCACCUAAUGUUUGCAUUUAUACUACAUUAUUACACGUUUUGAAAAAAUGUUUUACAUUAUUUUCAUAUAGUAACAUAGAUUUACACUUACAUACAAAUUUAAAACAAAACUAGAAUGUUAUUUUUUCUUGUUUUAGCUGCCGUUAAUGCUGGCUGUAAUCUGGAACUCACCUUCAGCCUGGCAGAUAAUGUCUUCAUGAAAAUUAAGGAUGCAGUCAUGCAUGGUAACAUCACAUUAGAGGUGAGAACAGUGAGAAAAGUGUAGCGGACCCUGGGUAGCCCGACUGGUUACCUCCGCUAUUAAUGGAUAAAGAGACCCAUUUCUCCCCCCCCCUCCCCCCCCCGUAGCUGGACGACACAUCGUUCCAGGGGUAUAACAACCACUUUAUUGGUCACACUCUGGUCACUCUGGUCGAAUAGUAACAGAAAUAGUCAGGUCUCAGAUUAUGCCUCCUCCUCUAGGAAGAAAGUGGACUAGGUUGAUAGAGUCCCAGACGUGUUUCAGGUUGUCUUGCUGAAAACCAAGUGGGUGCUGAAAGUCCCAAAGCCCUAAAAAAGGAGGUGCUUCUGUGGCUAAUACAUUUUUAUGAACUGUCCCAUUCUUUGUCACUGCCAGGGACCUUGAUGCCAUCCAAUUGAGUGCAGUUGGCAUGUUGCAAAAUUAAAAGACUGUCCCCAGUGUUGUGUGGAUCGUGUUAGGUCUUGAUAAAAAGUGAGGGGCCCUGGCAGUAUAUCUAAGCUAUUUGUCCCAUCAAUAGAAAACUUCCUAGCCUGGAUUUAGAGGGUUUUUUCUUGUUUUUUUUUUUAAAUCUCGCUCUCCUCUCUCCAGCCAGCAUGUGGUUGGUUACUGGCUUGCUUUUGAGGCUUGGUAUUACUUGCAGAGCACAAACCAUAACUUUCUUGGUUUGUGCGCCACAAGUAAUGCCAAGCCUCAGUAGCAAGCCAGUAACCAACCUGAGUUGCCUUAAAGGGAAAUAAUAGUCACCAGAACAACUACAGCUUAUUGCAUUUGUUCUGGUGAGUAGAAUCAUUCCCUGCAGGAUUUUUGCUGUAAACACUGUCUUUUCAGAGAAAAUGCAGUGUUUACAUUACAGCCUAGUGAUAACUCCACUGGCCACUCCUUAGAUGGCUGCUAAACUGCUUCCUUAAGCAGUCCUGCCUAGCAUGCAUAACAACAAUUAGUGUCUCCAUCCUCUGCAUGGAGACUGAACUUUCCUCAUAGAGAUGCAUUAAUUCAAUUCACCUGUAUGAGGAGAUGCUAUUUGGCCAGGGCUGUGUUUGACUUUUGCUGACUCUGCCCCUGAUUUGCCUCUUUGACAGUCUCAGCCAAUCCUAUGGGGAAGCAUUGUGAUUGGUUCAGUCCACCACGUCUGAUGAUGUCGGCAGACAGAGCCAGCAGCUUCAGACUUGAAUACAAGUGAGAUUUUACUAUAUUUAGGGAGGCCAAAGGGAGCAAGGGGCUAGAUGGUCAGAAAUACAUAUUUGUGUUUCUGACCCUAUAGUGCUCUUUUAACAACAAAACAGCUGUCCAUGAGUUGUUCACUGGCUUUGCAUCUCUUCCUGAGUUGUGUUUAAAAGCUGCUAUAUGCAGCAUACAUGACCUCCACUGAAUUCAUGCUUAAAUUGGAAUAAUGAGGCAAAAAAUGCAAUUCUUUAUUGAACUAAUUUGCAAAUACCCACCCAGAACCAUUUGCUGUAGAAACAGAAAUGCAAAUUUGAGAUUUCUGUGGAAAAAGAAAAUGUUAUGGCUUGAUUUUGGUGUGCAGAUCUAUGUUUAACAAUGUAUUAACAAGAUAUAUGACAGAUCAGACAGACCAAUAUGUGCACAGCCUCCACUGACUACAAGAAAGCCUGUGACACAAUGCCACACACAUGGAUACUACAAUGCUUGGCCCUAUGCAAGGACCCCCAAGUUGGGGGAGUGGGUUAGCAGGUUCCAGGUGGGAUAUCUGAGAUUGCUUUCCUGAAGAGUGCAGUUCUGUUGUUCAGAAACCUCAUACUCCCAGGGCUCCGGUAGAGGACCCAAGGAGGAGGAAUAUACAGAAAUACCAAUUGGAUGGGUAAGAAAGUGAAUUUUAAAAUGUAUCCAGAUAUUACUUUUUUUAAAGCUUUAUUUUCUAUAUAAUUAUUUUUUUGUCUUCAUAAAAGACAGCCAGCCUCCCAAUUCUUAUGAUACCUCACGGUGCAAAAAAAACCAAAACACUGAAAUCUGUUAAAGAUACCAAGCUAGCAGAUGACAUCAUCUUUACUGCAUAAAAGUAAAUGUAAAAUCAGAACUGAUAUUGUCUAACUAUAAUAGAACCUUCAUGUUCAAGAUAUUUAAAGCUCCUACUUUGUAAUACUUUGUGCUUUCAGAAGUGUCACUCGCUUAAUUAAAUUGUUGCUUUUUGUUCUUAGACUGUGAAAGAGAGGUUAUAUCCACUGUUUUACACCCGUAUGAGACUUGGAGAAUUUGAUCCACCAGACAUGAAUCCGUAUAGCUUCCUUGAUCUUGGUUCUGUUCAGACACAAGAGCACCGGGACCUUGCAGUGGAAGCAGCCAUCAAGAGCUUUGUACUUCUGAAGAACAUCAGGGACACUUUGCCCCUGGAUCUAGAGAGCAUUCGAGGGAAAAGGAUUGGGGUAGGAAACAUUGUGUCGUGUACAAACCUGGUUUAAUACAAAUGCCUUUUAUUGUACUAGCUUUAUCAUCCUAUCUACGUAAAAUUUAACUCUGACGCAGUGUUGCAUGCAGAUUCUUUUCAACAGUGUCUGAAAGGAGCACUUUUUAAUAUUGUCUGUUUUAAUACCUAAUGUAUUUUUUAUAUCUGGAGCAGAAAAUAAGCAGAAUUUCAUGUGCUGUUCUUUUUAUUUCCUUUGAGUACGGUCAACAUGAAUAGAGCAAAAUUAAAUGUGUAAAUCUAUUUUAACAUGAACAUAGGUUUAAGUUACAAUAAAUAUUUUAGAAUAUAUUAAAUGUGUAUGAUUAUAGUUUAGGAUUUGUCUACAUUCUAGUGGCACAUAUUAUCAUGAAGUUGUAUGCUGCUGAUUUAAAAAGAGCACCGAUUACAAUACUGGGUCAUUAUAGUGCAAUGUAUACUACUGAAUUUGCUGUAACGACACGUACAUCAGUGUACAUCAAUGUACUUUGUGCACAAGGUAAACAGCACUUGGGGAUUGUCUACUUAAAGGAACACUAUAGUCACCUAAAUUACUUUAGCUAAAUAAAGCAGUUUUAGUGUAUAGAUCAUUCCCCUGCAAUUUCACUGCUCAAUUCACUGUCAUUUAGGAGUUAAAUCACUUUGUUUCUGUUUAUGCAGCCCUAGCCACACCUCCCCUGGCUAUGAUUGACAGAGCCUGCAUGAAAAAAAAACUGGUUUCACUUUCAAACAGAUGUAAUUUACCUUAAAUAAUUUAAUCGCAAUCUCUAAAUUGAACUUUAAUCACAUACAGGAGGCUCUUGCAGGGUCUAGCCAGCUAUUAACAUAGCAGGGGAUAAGAAAAUCUUAAUUAAACAGAACUUGCAAUAAAGAAAGCCUAAAUAGGGCUCUCUUUACAGGAAGAGGCUGUGCAAGUCACAUGCAGGGAGGUGUGACUAGGGUUCAUAAACAAAGGGAUUUAACUCCUAAAUGGCAGAGGAUUGAGCAGUGAGGCUGCAGGGGCAUGUUCUAUACACCAAAACUGCUUCAUUAAGCUAAAGUUGUUCAGGUGACUAUAGUGUCCCUUUAACAUUUGGCAACAUAUACUUUUGUAGGGAUGCACCACCUAAUCUUGUCAGUCUCAGCCAUCAAUAGCCGUGGUUUUAUGCCACUGAAACAUAAACAACCCAUAGCCGAAUUUCCCUGCCUGCUAAAGACCUUAAACUCCCUUAACUCACCAAAUCUAUAACAUUAUACAAGUGGUAAAUUGUCAAAAAUUGUCAUAGUUUAUCUGGCUGGAUUGGAGGUUGUGCUAGAAAGAUCCUACUGGCAAACUCUGUACAACUUUGAUUGUAUUCCAUUUCUUAAAAACAAAAAGUAACACGCAUUUUAACCCCUUAAGGACAGAGGCAAUUGUACAAGUUCUGAUCAAAACAAAACCUAUAUGUCUGUUCAACCAUAAUUUACCUAUUUCAUAUUAAGUGUACUCACACAUGGUAUAUAUAAUUUUUUAAGGCGAAACAGAGCUUUCAUUUCACAUCAAAUAUUUAUACAUAAAAAAUAAGAAAUGGUAUUUUACAAGUUCUGCAUGGCAUUUUAACUGUGAUGUCAUGAUACUGUUAGAUUUUACUGCAAUAAAAUACACAUGUGUAUGCUGUGAUGUUCCACAAGUACAACAAUACGCACAUGUACCGGUUUUCAUGGUGUUUUUAAAAGCUACAGAAUCUUAGAAUACCCAUUUCUGUGUUUUAGAUUGGUUUGCUGGGCCUAUGUUGCCAUAGGACUACCUAUGAGACCAUAUGGCAGCCGAGGAAUGAAAAUUACCGCCAUCCUGGCAUAUCAUUUGCAAAAGUAGACAACCCAGGAUAUUAAAAGUGGGGUUUGUCCAGCCUUUUAAAGUAGCCAUUUAGUUACAAAUUCUGGCCAAAUUUAGUGUUCAUAUAUAUAUAUAUUUUUUUUAUACAAAAACUGCACUUUCACUGAAGAUAUCUUCCUCAUACUUUUUUUUCUGCUUUAAAACACUCACAUUUGCAUUCAAUGAUGUCUCACGAGUACAACAGUACCCCCAUGUGCACAUGUUAUGGGGUUUUAGAAAGUUACAGGACCAAAUUUAGGGCUUGCCAAUUUCAUGUUUUAUACCUGGAAAUUUGACAAAGCAAUUUUGUGGGCAAAUGUCACCUUUGGCAGAGUAUGACAGCCUGGGAAUAACAUUUCCACCGUUAUGGUUUGCCAUUUUUAAAAGUAGGAUACUCAAAUGGCAUAAUUUGAUUUGUUUGGUAUAACUACUUUAUCCCAAAUGCUGGCCCCAAUUAGUGGUCAUAUUUUCAAUUGUGUUUUUUCACACCAAUGAAUUCCAUUUUCAGAGGGAAUUUCAUAAUCCUAUUCUGAGUUAAUGGAAUAAAGCCUCAGUAUUUUUAUUACUAUUUAUCUAACGAAUAUAAAAGUACCUCCAUGUAGCAUUAUUUCAGAUUUGUCACAGGGCCAAAUAUAUUAGAUGCCCUUUUUAACUUGUAAAAUUGAAAGUGAUUUUCUUAGCCCAUGUCGCCUUUGAGAAAACAUGGCAUACUAAGAAAGUAAAUUGCCACCAUGAUGGCACACCAUUUUAACAAGUUAUCGAAAUGUUGUAUUUUGAAAUGUUUGGUGUAGCCACUUUAUAAAUGGCUGGGUUUAAUGUAGUUUGAACUGUGAUCAGUAAUUUAAUUUUAAUUUGGGGUCUUUGGGUUUUAGUGGGUGGUAGUGGGAAUUGAAGUGUGGGAAGUGUGUGUUAGGCAGGUAAGCAAUUAAUUUAAAUUACCCCUUUGGUUAUUAUGUGAAUUAAUCCCCAUAGAAUGGCACGCUGCUAUAUGGCGGAGGUGACACACUGUGAUAGUGACACUCUGGAAGAGCUGAGCAGCUGGAAAGAAAUGGAAGUGCAUUGCAGACUAUAGCAAGUAUAUGGAGGGAGUAUACUUAACUGACCAAUGUCUAAAGCCUUAUCUAGUGAACCAAAAAAGUAGGACCUGGUGCAAGAAAGUUGCAAUUUACCUAAGCCAGAUUGCAAUUUUUAAUUCCUAUGUGCUUUACAAAAAAUAAUCUAUAGGUAGGCCAUACCCAUUCUAGAUUUUAUGUUACAAAUGUUGACUAUUUUAUUUGCCCAGUCCCCCAAAUUAGAAGCAGGAAAAGUUGUCAAGAGAAAAGAUCUGAGUAACUUUGAUAAGGGCCCAAUUGUGAUGGUUAGACUGCUGGGUCAGAGCAUUUCCAAAACUGCAAGUCUUGUGGGUGUUCCCGGUGUGCAGUGGUUAGUACAUACCAAAAGUGGAACAUAGAAGGAGAACCAGCAUCUAGGUUAAUAGCGCCAAGGCUCAUUGAGGAGAAAAGGCUAGCCCGUCUGUUUCGAUCAAAGCGAGCUACUGAUGGAAAAAAGAAGGGUCAGAACACAUAGUACAUUAUAUUUUGUUGCUUUUGGGGCUGAGUAACAUCAGACCGGUCAUAGUGGUCAAUGUGGAUCAAUAGAAGAAAGUUGCUUGGAUUAAUGAAUCACAUUUUCUUUUAGAUCAGGUGGCUGGUCGGGUGUAUGUGUGUUGUUUGCCUGGUGAAGAGAUGGCAGCAGGAUGCACUAUGCUAAGAAGGCAGGCUGGCUGAGGCAGUGUUAUGCUCUGGGCAAUAUGCUGGGAAAUCUUGGGUCCUGGCAUUCAUGUGCAUGUUACUUUGACACGUACUAUCCCAAGAGGUUGUUGCACACCAGGUACACCUGUUCAUGGCAAUCGUGUUUCCUGAUGGCAGUGGCCUCUUUCAGCAGGAUAAUACACCCAGCUACACUGCAAAAUUUGUUCAGGGAUGAUUUGAGGAACAUGACAAAGAGCCUUGGCAUCCCACAUUUCAAUACAAUUGGCAUCUCACAAUGGAGGAACAAAUCCGAUCCAUGGAAACCCCACCUCACAACAUGUAGUACUUAAAGGAUCUGCUGCUAAAGUCUUGGUGCUAGAUACCAUAGGACACAUUCAGAGGUCUUGUGCGGUCCAUGCUUCGACGCAUCAAAGGUGUUUUGGUAGAAUGAGGGGGACCUAUUGAUAGAGGGUGAAAUUAGGCAGGUGGUUUUAAUGUUGUGGCUGAUCAGUGUAUACACCCAUAUAUUAGUUAGCCUAAAUUAACUCUCUUGUAAUGGUGUGGAGUGAUACAAGCCCACUCUAGGAUCCUUGUCAUUUGGGUAUACUCGGCAAUAGGAAUUUUACGUAAAAUUCAGCAAUAUAGGAUUGCUCAAUCCACAUGGCACAUGUGAUAUAAAUCCCUACCAUAGGAUAUAGAUUAAACUUUUCACCAGGAAAUCAGCAGAGCUCCAGGAUAGGUAAAUGCUUUAUAAAAACACACACAAUAAUAAUAAAAAAAAACCAAUGGGUUUUGCCCACUGCAAGGGGCUUUAUCAAAGCAUUUUAGUGCAUGAAACACUUUUACCCACAUUAUAAGAGAUAUAGCAAAAUAUCGAACUAUAAACUGAAUAUGAAUAAAACUACUGUUCUCACUCAAAUCAUGGAAAUUAAUAUUCUCAAAGGGUUUAAAAAGGAAUAUGAUUUUAUAUGGACUUCAAAGAAAAUUCGUUACAUGGGCAUCUGGCCCCAGAGUAAUAAUGGAGGAAAAUUUCUUAAUACUUAUUAAAUAUACUAAUGCAUUAUGAAGAGAGUAAAGAUACUAUAAAAUAUCUUGGUGGGGGAGAAUAAACACCAUCAAAGCAUACAUUCUUCCCAAGUGCACAUAUCUAUUUCGAAUGCUACCGUUGUCAAUAACCAAGCAGUGGUUAGACAUGAUCCAAUCUAGCUUCACAAAUUACAUCUAGAGAGGCAAUCAAUACUCCGAUUCUGUCCAAAAAGGACCAUCAAGUGGGGAUAGUAGGCUAUCCGCUAAUUAGAGAUACUUAUCAGGUGAACAUGAUUGUCCAUAUUUAUAAAUUACAAGUUAAAGACUCAAAGGAACAAUCUUGGUAUAAGCUGGAAGCAAACAGAAUAGGCAUAGAAAAACCUGGCUUUCUUGCUAUGCGAUACAGGGAAAAUCUCUUCAGAUAAUUCUUUGAUUCUCUUUCAAACUCUGAAGAAGUGGCAAAAUUUAAAGAAAGAGAUAAGAAUUGCAAACAAAAUCUAUGAGUGCUCUAAUAUUAGGAUUUUAGAUCUAAUAAUGCCCAAUAUUAAUUUACAUAAUUGGCCCAAUCAAAGUGAAUAUUCAGUAGAUGAAUUAUCCAACAACUUCCACCUCUGGUCUACCUGUAAAAGAAAAACAGACCAAUCUGGGAUCUUUGGAUUAAUAGAUUAAAUGAUAUCCCUAAUUAUGGGCAGUCUUAAUAAUGUGAUAAUCCGAUACAAUAAUUUGACACACAUACUUAUUGCUAUCGUCAUUGGGACACUGCAUACAUUUAGAUACUUUCUACUUUCCCUUAUAUCCGGUCCCAAAGAGCAUCUUUUGAGGUAUUUCUAAAUCCAAAUAUAGUAGUACUGUUAGAUUUUUUGCUCAGUAAUUUAUUUAUUUAGUUAUUUUUCUUUCUUUUUUUUUCUUUGUUGUAUGAGCGAAUGGGUAUAUGGUUUGUGUUCUUUGUUUAUAAUGUCUUGGUAAUGUCUAUCUAUUUGAAAAUUAAUAAAGGAUCAAAGUGAAAAAAAACUAAAACUCAUUUUGGUUUGUUUGUUUGCUUUGGCUAAUAGGUUUAAUAAAAUACAGAUGACCGGGGAUAAGAGUCACUUUAAUUAUUUUUUUUUUAUAUCUUUCUGUCGCCUUAGGUAAUUGGACCUUUUGCUGAUAACCCGCAAGAACUUUUUGGGGACUAUGAACCCCAUCCAGACCCUCAAUAUAUCACUACCCCUAAGUAAGGAAAUCAGCCACGUAAGAGAUAAGAGAUAUUGUGUUGGAAUAUAUCUACAUACCGUGCACUCUGCAAUAAAUACCAAAAAGUAAUUCUGUUUGCCCUUCCAUGCAUCCCUAUGAAGUUCUAAAUCCUAACAGGAUAUUCCCUAAAGGGAGAAUGCAAAUUGAAUUUCUAAUUUGAGGCCAAAGUAGCCAAACUGGAAGCUUAGCCGACUUAGAUAAUUUUCCUUUUCAGCUAAUUUGACUAUACAUUUGAAAUUCACUUUAAAUUCUCACUUUAGGGAGUAACCAAUGUAAAUCUUUUCAACGACUUCCUUCUAUGUUAUACUUGCGUAUUAAAAAAAAAAAUUACACUGUAACGAGUAUGUUUAAUGGAGUCACGUGUCAAAGUUCUGCCAACUGCUCUUUACUGACAAUAGAACAGAGAUCACACUUUUGUACCCAGUGCUGUAAUAACCCAGGGUGCAUCAGUGUAUCCCAUAUUGUAAAUCUGUGUAAUUAUAGUGACGAAAAUUAUAACUAGAGGGGGCUUUGCAUUUGGUUUGUGAGUGAGGUUCAUCUUGCUAAGAAUAAUUGGAAUUCCAUUCCACAGCAUCUGAAUGAAGGCAAGCAGUCUUUAAUGCUAAGUCGCACCCCCCAUCCCCACCACCACCACAGCCUGACUUAUUUAGAGAUCACUGGUUUCAAAAACAGUUCUCCCCUUUCAGAAAGCAAAGACUCAAGGGCAGCCCAAUUUAAAACAAAGCUCAUAUUUAUUGAGAAUUUAGAACGAUUACUGUAAACAGAAAAUGGAUAGAAUAAAAAAAUAUAGCAUGUGACUUAGUGGGUUCUUCAUUUAUAAUGGUUGUAACUACCAUUAAAAUAAUAGUUGUCAAACUGAGGCUGUUUAAAUUCUAGGAAAUUACCCUGUAGUCUUAGUCGUGAGUUUCUUUGUCCCACCAUAUGUAAUAUUAAUCUAUCUCUUUAAUAUUUAGGGAAGGUCUUGCAAUGCUACCUGUAAAGAUUUUCUUUGCUGCGGGAUGUAUUAAUGCACAAUGCGAAAAGUACAACCCCAAUGAGAUUAAAGAAGUGGUCCAGUCUGUUGACAUCACCAUAGUGUGUCUUGGAACUGGUAAGUGAAUACAAGUCAGAACUUAAAUGAGAAAAUGGUUAGAAUUGAUAAGAAUCCUAUAGUUUAUUAUAAAAUCAUUUUCAUAGGUAAACCUGUUAUGUAUAUUUGCAGUCUCUUUGCCUACCUGUUUAAAAGGUGUUACAUUUGAGUUCUCUGUAAAGGCACGCUCAUAAAAAAAUUAUAGACCCCAUUAGAAUUUAACGAAAUUAAAAUUCUAUAAAAAAUCUUUCAUAACACUAAACAUUUAGCAUUAGCCCAGUGGUUCCCAACCUAGUCUUCCAGUACCCCCCAUCAGUCCAGGAUUUAAAGAUUACCCAGUUGUGUCUAAGGUGUUUUUUAGAAGAAGAAAAAAAAAAAAAACACUUUAGACAGAGUAAUCCCUAAAUCCUGGACUGGUAGGGAGUUGGGAACCCCUGCAUUAGCCAAUAUGUGUAAAAUGCGGCAAAACAGCUGCUUCUGUCACAACUUGCCAUAUUAUUCAAAAGUAAUUCAUUACAACUGAAUAAACAGGCACUUUCACAUGUGAUGUACAGCUUAUUACUAUGGCAUCUCACCGUGCAUGCACAAGAAUCCUUGGAUGCAGUUUUGUGGGAUCUUUUAUAGACCACCAUUUUAUAUGCUCACAUUUGUGUAAGUGAGGCUGGUAGUAUUUGCAACACUCUUUGAUGGAUAACAGCAGAAGAUUAGCAUAGCUAAUGGUUGAUUUAAUGGCUAAGAAAUGUGUAGGAAAUAAACAUACACAUUCUAAUUGCUAUUCUCUGCUACCGAAACACUGUAUAUUAUGGGUGGAGAUUUUAGUUUUGAUAUCAGUGAGUCAGCAGAAUAACAUUUAUUGGGAAUUUUUAAUUAGGUAUAUCUUUCUUUUUAAAGAAAUAGCAGACUGGAAGAUUCCCGGGUUAGUCAAGAAUUAAGUAGAAGCUGCAUAACAUACUGACUGCCAUAGGCGUGCGCAGCCUAUUGCAUUAGGGUGUGCACCCUAAAGCACAAACAUACGCCGCGUGUGUGUGUGUAUAUAUAUAUAUAUAUAUAUAUAUAUACACAUAUAUAUAUAUAUAUAUAUAUAUAUAUACACAUAUAUAUAUUCACAGACACACACACUCACAGACACACUCACACACACUGACACACACAUACUCACACACUUACAGACACACACACACACACACACACUCACUGACACAUACUCACACACUCACUGACACACACACUCACAGACACAUACUCACACACUCACAGACACACACUCACACACUCACAGACACACACUGACACAUACUCACACACUCACAGACACAUACUCACACAUUUACACACAAUCACAGACACACACUCACAGACACACACUGACACACACACACUCACAGACACAUACUCACAUACUCACACACUCACUGACACACACAGACACACACACACUCACAGACACACACACACACUGACACAUACUCACACACUCACUGACACACACUCACACUCACAGACACACACACACACUGACACAUACUCACACACACACUGACACACACACACACACACACAAAUUAUUAUAUUUACAUUUUUUUUUUUUAAAUGUCCACCCAGCCUCCUACCUGGAGUGCUGGUGGACUUGUUCCUGGGGUCCAGUGGGGGCAGGCGCCUUUCUCCAGCUCAGCCGCGGCGAGGGAGCUCUCUGCUCUCUGCUUCCUCUCGCCGCGCGGGCUGUCUGCUGCAGCUGGGAGCCGGAAUAUGACGUCAUAUUCCGGCUCCCGGCAUCAGCGCGCGGCGAGAGGAAGCAGAGAGCAGAGAGCUCCCUCGCCGCGGCUGAGCUGCAGGGUGGGGGGGAAUCAUCACCUCUUGCCCUCCCAUGACAGGGGCAAGAGGUGAGACAGGGGACACUGAGUGCCUGCAGGAACAGCGUUCCUGCUCAAAAAAAGUGCAGGAACGCUGUUCCUGCAGGACUCAAACCAUAGGCGUGCGCACGGGGAUUAGGGUGUGCCCAGGCACACCCGGCACACCCCGUGCGCACGCCUAUGCUGACUGCCUUGAUUAUUAAGCAGAAGCAGCAUCUCAUAUUAAUUGCCCUGAUUAUUAAGUUGAAGCAGUAUCCUAUACUGACUGUCCUAUUUAUUAUAUUUGUAGGUCGGCAUUUUUUUUGUGGAUCAUUGCAAUUGCAGCUGUCCAUAUUUCCAUGACUCGCUUAGAUUUUCUUUAAUCAUAAAAUACACUAAAUGGAUAAAAUUAUUGGGACAGUGGCUUUUAUAACAUUGCCUUCCAAAUGCAUAGAGAUGGAUAUGUAGUUGAUCCACCUUUUGCAGUUAGAACCGCUUCCCCUCUUCCGGGAAAGUUUUCCACAAGCUUUUUUGGAGUGUUUCUGUGGAAAGUUUUGCCCAUUCAUCCAAUAGAGCAUUUGUGAGAUCAGACGGAGAAGGCUUGACUCGCAAUCUCCAUUCCAGAUUUUUGUUGAUAAAUCAAUUGAAAAUAUCUCUUACCAUAUGGAAUCAUUUGGAAAGCUUAUUAAAUUGAGACCAAAGCUGAUAUAAUGCCAAAGUAAUGUCUCAUUUGAAGGUAGCAGCAAAAUGAUUUCCUAGAAACCUCAUGUGUUAACUAAACGGUGAAAAGAAAUUAAAGAGGAAUUAAUAAAUAAAUAACCUGGAGAGGUACUCUGCAUCAAUCCAGGACACAUGGGACACUGGUGACCUGACAAUGGUGCCGUGGUUCCAGCCUGGACCAUAGAAAUAGAACAUGUUUGUUUAGAAAGUCGACAAGGAAUGGCAAGUCACCCUCAGUAGUUGUGAUAUGACAAUAGACUGGGUUCCUGACCACAGUAGCUGGGAAGCUAAAAUAAAGUAUCGUCCUGUUCUCAAAGCCUGUCAGAAUACUAAAGGAUCCUCAGCAAGGUAGAGGCUACUACCGAACAACGGAGGUGUAUUACUGUACCUUAGAACGUAACACUCAAAUAGGAAAACCCUUAUUUAGUCCCAAAUCAAUUGGCUGUAAUCAUUACAAUAAUGUUACAUGUGUGCAAUUUUAAAAAUGAUACGUUGUUUCAAAGUUUGUAAAUAACAUCGAAAAAGGGAGUCAAAGGACUCCAUCUUAGGAAUACAACAAAUUCUGAAUCCUAAAGUGAUAGUACAAAAAAUAAAAUUCUUCAAAAAACAUUAAAACCUUUUUUAUUUUAAAUGAAAUUAUGUAUACUACCAUAUACAUAGUUUAUGUAUACUACCAUUAAAAUAAAGUCCCAACAAAGGGCUUAACUCCACUAAUAACCUAAAAUAAAAACAUCACUUUAAUUUUUAAAAGUCUUUAUCUGUAAAAAGAAAUGAAAAAAAGGAGAAAAAUACAAAAGUGAUACAGUGAUCAAAGAACAGUGUCCCAAAUCCUUAAAGACACAGAGGGGAGUAAUCAACACAUGCUAUAAAAAGUUAAAUGGCUAAUUCUGAUUGAAUCUGAUUACUCUCAAGUCAGCAAAAUGCUAAAAUGCUAUCAGCUGCAAGUAAGAGAGGUAUUGUUCAAUUUAAACCUUUUUUAAAAAGAGGGGCAGACAUUGUAUUUCUCUAUAGACUCUGUAGGAGAAGCUGUUAGCACUAUCAUCAAGCAAGAGAAAUGGUCCAGCACUCCUCAUAAGUUACAAAUUCACUUUAUUGUGCACUCACACAUGGUUUUAAAAUUACAUAGGUUGAUAAAGACCCUGUUACUGGGUUGAAAUGUUUCUUUGUGAGUGCACUAUAAAGGGAAUUUGUAACAUACGAGGAGUGUUGGACCAUUUCUCUUCCUUGUACUUUGCUAGCCAUAGGACAGGAACGUAGGCCCAAGGGCCACCCUCUAGAAAAUAUAUGGUGAGCUCUCAUUCAUUUUGUAUGACUACUUUAGCAUUAUAAUGGUACAGGCAAAUUAUUAUGACUUUCUUAAAUUACUCAAGAAUUAUAUUAUUAAGUAAAUAUUCAAUAUAGAUGUCAUGCUGUUAUAUUCUUGGGAUUUAUUGCUGUGAUUUCCAUCUACCAGGUGUAAGUGUAGAAACUGAAGGCAAGGACCGAGUAGAUUUAUCAUUUCCUGGCCAUCAGGCUGAUCUCUUGAGGGAUGCCGUGGGCUCAGGUAAAUCAUUGUCAUCUUCUGGUCUCUUACUGUUUAGUGUUUGACAGAUAACUUACUUGUGAAUACUCUGCAGACAGCAAACCUUUUGUUAUCUGAAGUUUUCUACUGUGUGUAAUGCAAUGUCCAUAUUCAGUAUAAUGUUCCUGGCUGCUAAGUAGAGAGAUAAGAGAGAUACGUGCUAGAAUAGGGAAAAUGUAAUUCAUACUUACCAUAAUUUUCUUUUGCUGGCUAUUUUUCAUGGAAGCAUCACUCAUGGAUAGCUCCUCCCCCAGCCAACACAGGACAGGAGUUAAAAACAAAUUAAUCAGACUUUUGUGUAAAAAGGUCCCUCCUCCCUUCAUACCCUAGUCCAAUUAUGAAGCACAAAAUAUAAAGGGUGGGAACCUGAUGCUGCCAUGAAAAAUAGCCAGGAAAGAAAAAUACGGUAAGUAUGAAGCAAAUGUUCCCUAUACCUGGCUAAUUAUGGCAUCAUCACUCAUGGAUAAUACCCAAGCAGUACCAUAAGUAGAGGGGUUGGAAAAAGACUCAAAAACCGAAAGCUGCCAAAAUAGAACAAAUUUAAUUUCAACACAUAGAGGAUACCGAGGACAAGACUUCCCUGCCAAAUGAGGUGGAAGGAGAUGCCACAUCCAGUUUAUGUUUUAUAAAGGUAAUUGGGGUAAGACCAGGUUGCUGCCCUACAAAUAUUCUCAUAUGGUACUUCUGCCCAGUUAGCCCAUGAAGUAGCCAGAGCUCUUGUUGAAUGCGUUUUAAUUUUGUCAGGAGGAGGUAAGUUCUUGUGAUGGUAGGCACUCUGAUUAUAGUGAUCCAUCUUUUUAAGGUAGAAGCAGAUGCAGCCUCACAUAUUCUUGUACCAGAAGGAAGGACAAAUAGCUGGUCAGACUUCCUGUAGGAAUUAGAAAUUUCCAAAUAGCAAACCAGGCAUCCCGGAACAUCUAGAUUAUGAAAUCUGGCUUGUUUCGGAUCCUGGAUUAGGGAAGAAUGAUGGUAGGACCACCUCUUGGAACAGAUGAAAUUCUGAGACCACUUUAGGUAAGAACUCUUGCUUAGUACGUAGACAUACUCUAUCAUGAUAUACCGAAGUACAAGAGUCAUCUGAGAAGGCUUUAAUUUCAGAAAUAUGUCUGGCUGAGGUUAUAGCAACCAGAAACAAGGUUUUAUAUGUAAGCAGGGUAGAGUUCAGACUUUCUGAAGGAGAAAAAAGACUUUCAGUCAAGGCAUCCAAAACUAGAAGAAGAUCCCAUGGAGGAGAGUAAUUCAUUUUGGGAGGUCUGAUCCUUAAGGCAGCCUUAAAGAAACUUGCAAUUAAUGAGUCCAAAGCCCAGAAAACGUUGCAUAGAACAGAUAAAGUUGAAGAUUUUUUUGUAUUUUUUUUUAAGGUACUAAGGCUAUGACCCUUGUCAAGUCCUUUUUUUGUAGGAAUUCCAAAACUUUUUUUGUGGGGAGAAUUUGAUGGGUUGUUAAGUUCAAUAGCUUUAGAAUAUGCCAAAUUCUUGAAUGUCUCCGAAAUCCUAUGAAAACAUUCUGAGGUUGAUUUUUUUUUUUUUUUUUUUUAAGACUUUAAAAGUGUAUUAAUAACUGCUUCAGAUAGACCCAUUUUCUUCAAUCUCUCCUUUUUAAAAGUCAUGCCCCUAAGUUCAGUAUCUCUGGAUUGGGAUGGGAUAGAGGGCCUUGGAUCAUAAGAUCUUACCUCAGAGGUAAUGGCCAGUGGUCUAUCAGACUCAGCUUGACCAGUAAAGGGAAUCAGGGCCUCCUUGGCCAAUUCGGGAUCACCGCUAUUACUUUCCUUCUCUCUGUCCAAACUUUGCGCAGGAAGCAAAGUAUCAUCAGUAGAGGAGGGAAUGCAUACACCAGAUUGAAGGUCCACCGUUGUGAUAGGGCAUCUUGCCCUGCCGACAGCUGAUGUGGAUCACAAGAGUAAAAUUUCUGAGUCUGACAAUUCUCUGCUUUGCCAUAAGAUUGAUCUGUGGUAUGCUCCACCGAAUAGUAAUUUCUCUGAAUACUUUCGGAUGAAGUCUCCAUUCUCCUGGAAGGAUCUCUAAACUGCUUAGAAAGUCUGCCGUAUAGUUCUCUGUAUGCAGAAGAUACACUGCUUAUUGACCCAGAAGAUUAGAUUGGGCCAGUUUCAUAAUCAGAAUUCUUCUAGAAGAAGCCUGCUGCGAGUGCCUCCUUGGUUGUUUAUAUACAAUGCCAUGGCCCGGUUGUCUGUCUUUAUAAGAACCCAUGAUUGUACAAUGGAAAGAAACCUAAAAGUGCCUUCUGAAUAGUACAUAAUUCCUUCAGGUUGGAGUGUAGAAGACUCUGUUUGUGUUUCCAUAGGGAUUUGUAAUUGGCACCCCAUCCAUAAGAACUUGCGUCCGUCGUUAUGGUUUGCCAAUGUGGUUCUUCCAGAGGGAAUCCUUGAAAUAAGUUUUUGUCUUCUUUCCACCAGAUCAAAUGCUGUGUCACUCGAGGAGAAAUAUAUAUUCUCUGUUCCCAGUCUGCCCUUUUUUGUUGAAUUGAAGAAGAAUUUUUGGUUUGGUCUGAAUCUCCACUGAGCCCACUUCACCCUAUUGUGGAGGUCAUUGAGCCCAUCAGGCUCAUAAGAUACCUUGCUGAUGUGUGAAUAAUCCUUAGUCUUUUUAACUUUGUCUUUUAUCUUGGUGACUCUUUUCUAGAGACAAGUGGACCUUUGCUUUUGAGGUAUCUUUCAUUGCUCCUAGAAAUAUUUAUUCUUUGGGUAGGUGUUAGUGCGCUUUUCUCUGUAUUUAUCAGCCAACCGUGGACUUGUAGUAUUUCCAUGACAGCUUGAGUGUGAAGAAUAACUGUCUGACGAGAAAGGCCCACUAUCAGUAUAUCACCUAGAUAUUGGAAAAUUUGAAUGACUUGAUUUCUUAGGAAUGUAAUCAAAGUAAUGAGAGUCUUUGUGAAUGUUCUCGGGACUAGACUCAGACCGAAAGGAAGGCCCUUGUACUGGAAGUGUUUUCCCAACAUCCAGAAUCUUAGAAACUUUAGCUGGUUCUUGUGAACAGGUAUCUGAUAGUAAGCAUGCUUAAGUCGAUUGACGCCAUCCAUUCUCCUUACUUUAUGUUUUUUAUGAUCGUGCAAAUGGAUUCCAUCCUGAAAGUACUUUUCUUCAGCACGGAAUUUACAUUUGUUAGGUCCAAGAUCAGUCUCCACUUCCCCUCAGGCUUUGGUGCUAGGAAUACUGUAGAAUACAUACCUUUUGUAUCGAUCUUCUUUUGGGACUUACUCUAUUACAGCUUGGUUUAGAAGUUUGUGGAAGCAUUCUUUCAUGGCUUGUUCUUUUCAGCCUUUUGAUACUCUUGAUCUUAUGAAUAUAUUUUUUCUUUGAAGUGUCUCGAAUUCCAUCAUGUAGCCUUCCCUUAUAAUGGAAAGAACCCAUGUGUCUGUGAUGUUUUGGGUCCAGAUAGGAUAGAACCUCUGAAGUCUUCCUCCUAUCAGCCGUAUCUGAACCUGCCGACCUUCCGAAGUUUUUAUUCGUAGUCCUAGGUCCUUUCCCUCUUGAGUUUUUGUCAGAAGAUGUUUGUUGGUAACUUCUCUAGUUAGGAUUUCUGGAAUAUUUUCUUCAGGAUUUGUAAGAUCUACUGUCCUGAAAGGACCGAUCCGUAUAUCUCUUAUUUUUCCAGGAAGAAGAGGCUGGUUUUCGUUUCUCCUGAGGCAGAAAAGCUUUUUUGCCGUCAACUGCCUUCUGAAUGGCCUCGUCCAAUACUUUGAUGAAUAAUAAAUCUCCUUGGAAUGGGAGACUGGGGAGAGAGACCUUUGAGGCGUAGUCGGCUCUCCAUGAGUGAAGCCAUAGAGCCUUUCUUGAGGCUACUGUUCAUGCCAUACUUUUUGCAUUUUGGUAAUAUCCAAUGACGCCUCCAAGCAAAACUCAUUAGCCAUCUUAAAUUCUUUCAGGUUUUUGCCCAGGUUUUCUCUGUGUACUCCCAUUUCCAUAUCCCCUUCCAGGUAUUCCAGCCAGACCUUGAGAGCUCUGGAUAAAGUAGUCAAUGCUACUGCAUGGUGUAGAGCUGAGCCCAGAGACCAGUAUGCUUUUAUCAGCUCUGCAUCUAACCUCUUUUCCAUCGGCUCUCUCAGGUAUGCCAUAGACUCAAUAGGCAAAGUUGUUCUUUUAGCUAUUCUUAUAACUGCGAUGGAAACCCAAGCCUUACUGUUGCCUGAGGAAUAUGGAUACACCCUAGAGAUCUUACUACUUCAGCGUGGAUUUGUUCUCUAAAUUUGUUCCAUUCCUGACAUAUCACAUCUUUAAUCGCAGCGUGGACUAGAAAACGUGGGUCUGAUUGACUUCAAGUCCUGAAAAUAUCUGUCCGCUUCCUGCUAAUCGGGUCUUUCUUCCUGAAGUCUUAAGGUGUUUCUCAAGAGUGUAAUGAGCUUGUCAAUGGACCGGGCAUCCAAGGAUCUAGGGGAAUGCUGUGAGUCCUCUUCUUCUGAAAGAACCUCUGAAUCUUCUUCUGAUGCCUGAUGCUCAGUUCUAAUUCGUUUGCUAGAUUGUCUGUCUUUUCUCAGAAUUAUUCCUAAAGCCUUCAGCUGUAGCCUGAUAGAUCCAUAUUUUCAAAUCUUCCUGAGGAGAUCUCGUCCUGUAAGAUUCUUCAGCUACUUCCAUCAGGCAUGAGGUACACAGGUUCUUCCCUUCAGGAGCAGAUACAUUGCAAUUUAUGCAUCUAUUGGAUUUUUCCUUGCACUUCCUGGAUGUAGUGUCACGGGUUUUGCUGGGGCUGAAAUAUAAGGAGAUAUAUAUAUAUAUAUAUAUAUAUAUAUAUAUAUAUAUAUAUAUAUAUAUAUAUAUAUAUAUAAUUUAUUUAUUAUUAUUUUUUUUUAAAUGUAUUUUUAUAUCAAAUGUAUUUGGCUCACCUAUUUUUUCUAGAGUCAGAGGGAGAAGCCAUACUGAAAGAAAAUAUUCAUAUAAGUAUUUGCUAAAAAGUUACAAACCUAUCUUAAAUGAUAUGCUCGAGAGAGAGAAUUUCACUAUACCUAAAAUAUAGGUCUCAACAGUGUGUCCUAGAUGGAUCAUUGAUGCACUCUGGAAGAUGAUUCCUAAUAUAGUUAGGCCUGAGUGGUCUGACAUGGCUUAAUGUGCAUUAGGACAAACGUGGAGUCAUGACUCAAAUGAUUCAGCAAUGUGGAGGACAAGCUGCCCUUCACAGAGAUUGAAAAAAACACUUUUAAACAUGGAAUGGAUAUAUAUAAUAUGUUAACACUAAAGUUUGUAGCCUCAGGUUGUGUCGACUUCUAGUGUGGUUGAAGUAUAGGUAAAAAGUAAACUACUUUCAAAUAGCAUAUUUGGGGUACACGGCCAACAAAGUGGGCUAACAUUUUUAGAGUAGUCACAGGAAUGGUAGUUAAUAGCGAGUGACUCUGACCUAACGAAGAGCAGUCCAUUAACCCCUUAAGGACCAAACUUCUGGAAUAAAACAGAAUCAUGAUAUGUCACACAUGUCAUGUGUCCUUAAGGGGUUUAGUCAAUCUAAGAACAAAUGAGAACCCUGUAAGCAAGAGAUAUACGAUAUCCAAGCAGAAAUCAUGAAGUCUAUCAUCAAGAAAUACAAUGCUCAGCAAGUCUUCAAGUAGACAUACAACAGCUGAGCAUAAAAGUGUUCAUAGAGUAGAGUGUUACUGUGGUCAGAAUGUACGGUAUAGCCCAUACUGGUCUGGGUGCACUAAGUGAAAGUUGUAACAUUGCCUUUAAGUACAAUUGGGCAGGAGUGUUCAUUAAAUACAGAUGCAUGAUUUUAAAACCUUUUUACUUUAUUAAACUUCAAAAAAAAAAAAAAGAAAACGCAAAACUGAAAUUUGUUAGCUCUGUGUUUUAGGAGUGCCUAAAAAUUCAGAAAAGCUUUGCACUCUGUGAAUCCAUUCCCUGGGAUAGAUCCAUCUCAGGAAUGGUAAGGGUCUGUCAAUAUUCCCUCAUGAAAGAUAGACUAUAUCAUACAUAUUCACAGAGCAUAGUGAUCCUAUAAAAUACCAAGAAUAUAAAAUAUAAGAAUAGGAAGCUUCCUGAGAAAAGGAAAAAAGUUAAAUGUUCGAAGAUGUGCACAUCAAUCUAGAGAAAUAAUGUUGUGUCUGCUCUACAGCUUGUGUGACGGUGCCUUGUAGAAGUAGGGAGUUGUUUCAGAUUGAGUGGGCAGUUGUCAAGAAGCACUGUCCUCCCAAUAAUUUAUUAUUUUAAUUGAGCAUUUGUGAGUAGUCUGCUAACUUUCUUUAAAAGAACACUCUCAAAGUACCAUAACCACUCAGUGGCGGAUCCGAGGGUGGGGGCGACGGGGCAAUUGCCCCACUCCCCCUGAAAAAGUAGGGGCCCUGUUGGGGCCCUUUAAUGUUGCAGGGAGUGCUGGGAGGAAGUGACUGUUACUUCCUUCCAGCUUACAGACUCCCACUAAGAAAAGAGGGAGAGCUCUGCAGCUUCAGACUCCCAUCAGGAUCAGCCAGCCCCAGGAAGUCACCUUCCUGCAACCAAAAGGUGUGAAAGCAGGGGGGUGGUUAACAUAAUGUAAAUGGCAAUUUGUGUGUGUAUGUUUAGGUAUGUGUUAAUGUGUGUCAGUGUAUCUAUGUGUGUCUAUCUGUGUGUUUGUCUGUAAGUCAGUGUUCUCUCUGUGUAUGUGUAGGUAAAUGUGAGUGUAUCUGUGAAUGUCAGUUUGUGUGUGUGUGUAUCUGUGAGUAUGUGUGUCUGUGAGUGUCAGUGUUUCUCUGUGUAUGUGUAGGUAAAUGCGAGUGUAGGUAUGUAUCUGUGUGUGUCUGUGUGUAUCUUAUGUGUAGGUAUAUGUGUGAGUCUGUGUGUAGGUAGUCAGUGUGUGUGUAUCUGUGUGCCAGACUGUGUAUGUGUUUCUGUGUGUGUCAGUUUAGGUGUGUGUGCCUGUGUAGGUAUAUGUUUGUAUAUGUGUGGGUACAUGUAUGUUACUGUGUUUUCAUGUCCCUUUGUGAGUGUCCACAUAUGUGUACAGCUGCAGCCCUUUUCACCCCGCAACAGCCCACCACCAGUGCCUCUCCCAAGAUUCGGUUCUGGAUCCGCCUCUGUAACCACUACAGUGCACAGUCAAACAGUUUUAGAAUGGAAUGACUUCUCACCUGGUUUAUUGUGUUUAAUUGGUGUUCCUUGCAAUAUUGUAAUUUAUAUAUGAUAUUUAUAUAGUUAACAUAUCUUCCAGCUGCAGGACGUCCAGUUAUCCUGUUGCUCUUUAAUGCCGGACCACUGGAUGUCUCAUGGGCCCAGAGCAGUGAUGGUGUACAGGCUAUCCUGGAGUGCUUCUUUCCUGCACAAGCCUCUGGCAUUGCCAUUGCUAAAACCAUGGUGGGAGCAGAUGGUGUAAAUCCUGCAGGCAGACUGCCAGUUACAUGGCCAGCCAGGAUGCAGCAGGUAUGGCAGAUCUGUUGGACAUGUGCUAAAAUAAAUAGCUGUUAAAUAGCAUAUGAUAGAUUAUAUUUCCAAUGCUUUCUGAUUGUUUAUUUAAAGGUACCUCCUAUGGAAAAUUACACUAUGCAUGGACGAACAUACCGUUAUUUCGGCAACCAGGUGCCUCUCUACCCCUUUGGGUAUGGCCUGUCCUACACCAAAUUUUAUUAUAGUGACCUUGUAGUGACUCACAGCUCUCUGCAAAUGUGUGAGACCCUCCAACUGUCUGUACAGGUGCAUAACUCUGGAUCCAGAAUUGGGGAAGAGGUAAGAUGUGGACAUAGCAUUUUUCUGAGCAAACUAGCCCCAAGACUCACGAUUCAUAAAAUAUAGACCUUUGCCCUAGAUGCUUCUCUGUAGUGCAAUAUUUAAUGACCACCAUGCUCUCUCCACAGGUAGCGCAGGUGUACAUCAGCUGGUCUAAUGCUAGUGUACCAGUUCCUCGUUGGCAAUUGGUGGGUAUUCAGCGAAUAGCUGUUCCAUUGGAUAGUGCUGUUAAGAUCUUUUUCUCAGUUCGGCCUGAGCAGCGAGCAGUGUGGACUGACCAGUGGAAAGUUGAACCUGGUAAUUUUUUUCUGUAUGUCGGGGGCCAGCAGCCUUUCCAAGAUCUAACUGUUCCAUCCAAUACCCUUCAAACCAACUUUACUGUAGAAGGGAAAGCACAGCCUCUCAACACAUGCUAAAGGGCAUACAGUCAUUUCUCCAGAAGGUGACAACGUUUCAACCGAAUUGAUAGCUGAACAGAUAUGAACACUUUAUCUACAGACAGUCUUAAGUUAACUGCCGAGGUAAUUAUUUUUACGAUUAAUUCAUCAAAUAUUGAGUAAAUAAAAAAACAAUUAAAAUAAACCUACGUAAUAUGCUCCACAAAACUGAAAUGAAGACCACAGCAAUGUGAAAAAUGCAAAGACACAAAAUGCAGGAUCUCAGGGCACAGAUAAUGGGUGAUCAAGAAAUGACAGAUGGAUUUAGGAUAAUGUGCAUGAACUUGCUUCAAGUUCACAAUGUGAAUGCUGCUAAGUGGAGUAUGCUUGGCCUACAUGAAAAGGAAAUAUGAUAAUUGUCAAGAAUAAUACAUCUGAAAACAAGUUUUAUAUGUGUGUCAAGGUGCAGAUCUAGCUAUUUGCCUGUAAUAUAUAAUAAGGUAGGAUUUAUGCAACUAAAAUACAUUUGAUGACAAUGAUGAAGUAUGCAAAAUUACAUUUUAAAUAGACACAAAUCAUCAGAAUUUCCAAUUAUGUUAAAUGAAUCGCUUUAAAAAAAUAAAUGAAAUAUAAG
This is a messenger RNA of Pelobates cultripes (western spadefoot toad), 25608 nucleotides long. NCBI's taxonomy places the organism in Eukaryota, Metazoa, Chordata, Amphibia, Anura, Pelobatidae. The record is from the annotation of a GenBank genome assembly.